UUACCGUGGGGUUGCUUCGCUCCGGCCGGGCCCGGGAAGUUUCGUGCUCGAGCGCUCGUGAACCCGAAUUAGGCCGGACCGAACCUUCUGGCCGGUCCCCCACCAGUUCGGCAAGAUGGUGAAGCCCAAGUUUAAAGGACGGAGCUCCAUCAACCCCUCCAGCGCCAGCACCAACCCCGAUCGUGUACAGGGUGCUGGAGGCCAAAAUAUGAGGGAUCGGGCGACAAUCCGGCGCCUGAAUAUGUACAGGCAGAAAGAGCGCAGGAACAAUCGUGGUAAAGUGAUUAAGCCUUUGCAAUAUCAAUCAACGGUGGCCUCUGGCACAGUAGCGAGAGUGGAGCCGAAUAUUAAAUGGUUUGGAAACACGCGUGUGAUUAAGCAGUCAUCAUUACAAAAAUUUCAGGAGGAAAUGGGUGCAGUUAUGAAGGAUCCAUACAAAGUUGUCAUGAAGCAAAGCAAGUUGCCCAUGUCUCUUCUCCAUGACCGCAUCCGGCCACAUAACUCAACGGUGCACAUUCUUGAUACUGAAAGCUUUGAAACUACAUUUGGCCCUAAAUCACAGAGAAAGCGACCAAACUUACGUGCAAGUGAUAUGCAGUCUCUUGUAGAAAACGCAGAAAUAUCUUCAGAGAGCUAUGACCAGGGCAAGGACCGCGACCUGGUGACUGAAGAUAGUGGUGUUAGAAAUGAAGCUCAAGAAGAGAUCUAUAAAAAAGGACAGUCCAAAAGAAUUUGGGGUGAGCUCUACAAGGUAAUAGAUUCAUCAGAUGUUAUUGUUCAAGUUCUUGAUGCAAGAGAUCCAGUGGGUACUCGUUCCCCUCAUAUUGAGGCUUACCUGAAAAAGGAAAAACCCUGGAAACACCUAAUUUUUGUUCUCAACAAAUGUGAUCUUGUUCCAACCUGGGCAACAAAACGAUGGGUCGCUGUCCUCUCCCAGGAUUAUCCCACUCUCGCAUUCCAUGCCAGUCUCACUAAUCCCUUCGGCAAAGGAGCCUUUAUUCAGCUUCUUCGGCAGUUUGGAAAGUUGCACACAGACAAGAAGCAGAUCAGCGUCGGGUUCAUUGGCUAUCCUAAUGUCGGCAAGAGCUCAAUCAUAAACACACUGCGCUCAAAGAAAGUCUGUAGUGUGGCCCCCAUUGCAGGUGAAACAAAGGUUUGGCAGUAUAUCACCUUGAUGCGCAGGAUAUUCCUCAUCGACUGUCCAGGGGUGGUUUACCCAUCAGAGGAUUCAGAGACAGACAUUGUGCUAAAAGGCGUGGUUCAAGUUGAAAAAAUUAAAGCUCCUGAAGAUCACAUCGGUGCUGUACUUGAGCGAGCAAAGCCAGAAUAUAUCAGUAAGACAUACAAGAUUGAGACCUGGGAGAACGCUGAGGACUUUCUUGAAAAGCUGGCUUUCCGUACUGGGAAGUUACUGAAGGGUGGAGAGCCUGACCUACAGACCGUGGGUAAAAUGGUUCUCAAUGACUGGCAGAGAGGCCGGAUUCCUUUCUUUGUCAAGCCACCCAAUGCAGAGCCCCCUGCCAAUCCCCAGCUCCCAUCCUCUUCGUCUUCAGAAGUUGCCCCAGAACGGCCCCAGCUGCAGACGGAAGAGGCUGUUGUUGCAGACACCAUGGGUGAAGAGGUGGAGCCUGUCGUGGUAGAGAAGGGGAAAGAGGAGCCCAUCCCCCAUGACCCUGGCUCCGAGAUGCAGCAGAUCCUUGCACGAGUUCGGCAGAACUUUGGCAAGAUCAAUGUGAUGCCUCAGUUUUCUGGAGAUGACCUGGUUCCUCUGGAGAUGUCAGAUAUUGAAGAAGAGCCUGAGAGCUUUUCCGAAGAGGAAGAGGAGCAGCAGGAGCCCCUCAGAGAAGAGGAGGAUGAUGACGACGCGUCUUUCUCGGAGUCACAGGAAGAACACCCAGUCAGUGACACCAAGGCGGUCCUCAAAGCUCUAGAUGAGAAGAUCGCUAAAUACAACAAGUUUUUAAACAAAGCCAAAGCAAAAAAGUUCUCAGCAGUCAGGAUAGCCAAAGGACUGAGUGAAAAGGUUUUCGCAAAAUUUAAAGAACCAAAAACUGCGGGUGAAGAAGAGGUAGAAGAUACAGAACCUACCAGAAAGGGAAAGAAGAGGAAGGCAUGGAGGGAAGAGGAUCACUCAAAUCCAGAACCUACCAGAAAGGAAAAGAAGAGGGGGGCAUGGAGGGAAGAGGAUCACUCAAAUAAAAGUCGCAGGAUGCUUACAUCUAAGGAACGGAGGCGAGCUGCCCGCCAGCAGCAGUCCAGAAAAGUUGGUGUGCGUUACUAUGAAACACACAACGUGAAAAAUAGGAACAGGAAUAAAAAGAAGACCAAUGACUCAGAAGGACAGAAAAAUAAGCACAAAAAAGUCAAACAUAAGCAGUAGCAUUUACGGUUUAUUAAAUUAUACAAAAAUGCAAUUAAAA
Suncus etruscus (white-toothed pygmy shrew) is the source of this 2420-nucleotide messenger RNA. RefSeq names its product G protein nucleolar 2 (gene GNL2). The transcript has 16 exons. Gene Ontology annotation, cellular component: nucleolus. NCBI's taxonomy places the organism in Eukaryota, Metazoa, Chordata, Mammalia, Eulipotyphla, Soricidae. The record is from RefSeq and is a predicted model, not a curated record. Gene Ontology annotation, molecular function: GTP binding. The coding region runs from base 116 to 2380 and encodes 754 amino acids.